Electrophorus electricus (electric eel) is the source of this 3907-nucleotide messenger RNA. It is a transcript of the gene cip2a, whose product is annotated as cellular inhibitor of PP2A. The record is from RefSeq and is a predicted model, not a curated record. Lineage: Eukaryota; Metazoa; Chordata; Actinopteri; Gymnotiformes; Gymnotidae.
UGACUGGGACCAUCCUGUCUCUGCUGGCUCAACUCGGUAGCUACUCACCACGCUUUCUGCUGAUGGGUCUUCUGUAGGUCUUUUGACAGCAUCAGAUGAUGAGAGCAGAGAGGCCCUUCACAGCCGUUACAGCGUUGUGGGUGUGCUAGCCGCUGUCAUCCAUGGCAACAGAGGCUCCGCAGAAGAGCCAGUAGUGCUGCAGGUAAAGGUUGAGUGCUCAUGUGUGUGUUCCAAACAGCGUGCGCUCAAUUCAGCAAAACUUGCAACCCAUGAAAAACUUUAUCAUCAAGGGACACCCCAAAUAUUCCAGCUCUGUUGUAGUGUAACAGGAGAUAUUUCUGUUUUCAUUAUUUGCAUUUGUAUUCAAAUUUAUAUGGCGUGGUAUGACCUCUCCCUAAUAUGUAAGUAUUAUACAUUGGUGUCCAAAAAUCCGAUUGCUCUACUCAGAGUUUUUGUAUUCUAGUUAUGGGAAACCAAAAAGUGUUUUGCUAAGGUGUAUUUCUCUAGCAAGAUAUCAAAAUUUGACUCUUUAAAAAACAAAAAGAUUUACUGAAAAUUUAAAGUCUUAUUUGAUAUUUUCUUCAUUUGUUCUAGGCAUAGCUUGAUCUCUGUCUGGUAUCACUUUAAGAAUCCACACUAUUUCAACCACUCUGAGCUACCAUUUGAAAGUAAUAUUUGGUAUUGCAGUUCUUAAAAAUGAAGUAGUGAUGAAUUAAAAAACAUUUUUUUAACUUCAUCUUUCAAGUUCAUUUCUCAGACAGAUUUUUAAAAGUUGCUCUCAGUUUUAUUUAAUGCAUUCUUGAAUAGUAAUUAUUAACAGGAUAGAUUUUUGAUGAGUGUUAAAUAAUGAAAUAAUAGUAAUAAGAGUUGUUUUUUUCACUCUGGGUGCAGUCUGUCUGUUGUGGUUUUGCACGGUUAGGUGUUUGAGAACAGUAUGGGGUUAGCUUUAAGCUCUCUCACAUAUUUAAAUGAAUAUCUCACCAAGACUCUGUCUUGAAUGGGAAUGCUCUGUGUCGGUGGUCUUUUUUCCCCCUCCAGUGUCUUCAGGUCCUACAGCGACUUACAUACAACGUGAGGAUACUUCCAUAUGUCUCCCACAUAGAUGAGCUCCUCAAUUUCCUCACGCUUAAUAUGUAAGGCUGUUUUCUCUGAUAUGCUCGUUACUUGAUAUUGGGCUUAUUUCUACAUAUAUCCAUGAUUGCAUGUUUUAGUAGUGGCACCAGAGAAGCACUGCAGGUGAACUUUACCAGACGAGCUCCUUAUUAAAGGCAGAUGAUGUUGCAAGCGAGUGUAUGUUUGCUUGCUCAGCCUUUCCUGUUCACUCUGUCCUUGUGGUCUUCUUAAACAAACCGCACUCACAUUGAGCAUGAGUGUGAGAUACGCAGGGGCCUAUUUGCAAAACUGUAGGGAACCAGUGACAUGAAAGGAUGUGCAAGUUGUACGUGCGCACGGCAUCUUUUAAAAGGUGGUAUGGGGAUUGAACCGGAGAGCUGGUGUCUGACUUUGUGCUUCCAGCCAGUUGAAGAAUGAUGACAUCUCCAAGGCCUGCUUGGGUUUGAUGGCCAACCUGUGCCGCCACAACCAGUCUGUGCAGGCUCAGGUGAAGUGUCAGAGCAAUGUUAAGGCCUUCUACAGGGCCUUAAUUAAUUUCCUUAGUCACUCAUGUCUGACUGUGGUCAUCUUUGCUCUGUCUAUUCUAUCAAGUUUAACCCUCAGUGAGGAAGUGGGUCAAAAGCUGUUCAAUGCUAAGAACAUCCACCAGACCUUCCAGCUAAUUUUCAACAUAACGGUCAAUGGUGAUGGCACCCUGACGAGAAAUUACGCUGUUGACCUGCUGGUGGAUCUUCUCGAAAAUCCCAAGAUUGCAGAUUACCUCACCAAAUAUAAACACCUCCCGGUCUGCCUGAGUGAGGUAGUCGGCCUCCUUUAUGGGAAAGACCCCGAUACAGCAGCUAAGGUCCUGGAGCUGCUUAUGUCUUUAUGCUCGGUUCCGGCCCUGCGUGGCCUCAUCUGUGAGACGGUGCUCCGGCCCCCGGCCCCUCGCCUGCAGCCCGGGGCCCGGUGUAGGGCCCCGGAGCCAUGCCUGGCCCUGCUGCGCUGGGCUACAGGGCCUCUGCAGGGGCCGGAGGUUUGCAGCCUGCUGGCACUCUCUCUGCUUGCUGAGCUGUUCGAGGAGGCGAUUGAUUCGCCACUGUCUGUGUCCGCGUGCUCCUUCGCUGAGCUCCUGCUCCCGGAACUGUGGGUCUUGCUCCAGCCUCCGGACCCCAGCGGGGGAGAAUCCCUGCUGAAGAGGCACUGUGUGCGGGCGGGCCGGGCAUUGGACCUGCUGCUCCUCCUAUGUGGAGACGAUGUCCUAAAGACACUCGUGUCGCAGCACGUCUGCGCAGACCUGUGCACGGCGCAGGUGGAACUGUUGCUCUCUCACAGUCAGGACCGCUUCAGCUUGACGUGCUCCAGCUCCACCUCCCAGCUCAGCCAGAUGUGCUCUGAGACGGUCCUCAAGACCCUGGAGCUUAUGAGUCGGCUAAAGGAUCACGUGGAUGACAUGGAGGCCGUCUUUUACCGCAUCUUACAGGACCAGCGCAUGAUCACGCCCCUCUCCCUUGCCCUGACCUCCACCCACAGAGAGUGUGUGCUGGUCGCCCUGCGUGUGCUCUUCAAGGCCGCACCACUGCCUGAUUUUCCCACUGUCAUUCUGGGUGAAAGCAUCGCUGCUGAGAACGCGUACCAACAGCAGGAAGCCAAGCUGGUGGCGCAGGGAGGUGGCAUGCUGGAGACCAGAGUCCCUGCUGGGAAGAGCUUUGUCCUAUCCAGCCCCAACAGCCCAACUCACCACAACAUCGACAGCCUCAUUGAAAAGCUCCGGAACGGCAUGGAGUUCCAGGAGCAAAUAAAAGACGUGCACAUGUCCGAGAUCAUUGAUGUCUACGAGCAGAAGCUCUCGGCCCUGGCAUCUAAGGAGGGCCAUCUGCAGGAUCUGUUGGAGGCCAAAACCCUGGCCUUGUCUCAGGCUGACCGACUCAUCGCCCAGUACCGCAGCCAGAGAGCACAGGCUGAAGCUGAGGCCCGUAAGCUGGCGUCUCUGCUGAAGGACACGGAGCAGAGGAAGGAGGAGCUGCAGGCAGAGCAGGGGGACCUGCUGGUGGAGAUGGAGCGUCUGAAGACCGACAGCCAGGAGCUGCUGCGGCACAACAGCCGCCUGCAGGCCGUCUCCGACGAGCACCAAGGCCUGAAGGGGAACUACAACCAGCUGCUGUGCAGAUACAACAAGAAUGAGGGAAUGCUGAAGGAACUCCAGGCUGCCCAAAUCACCCUCACCCAGCAGGCUGAGGGCUUGAAGAGGAGCAUCGAAACCCACAGGCUACAGCGGGAGAGACUCUGCGCAGAGGUUGAGCAGAAAGAACAGCGUGUCACCGCCCUGGAGGCCACUGUGCAGGAGAAACAUGCCAUAAUAGCUGGUCUGCAGCUGGAGGUGGAGAGGCAGGUUGAGCAGGCCACAGAGAUGGAGGAGAGUGUCAGCAUCCUGAGGAGAGAGCUCUCCAAGACGGAGCAAGCCAGGAAGGAGGCCAUCAUCAAGGUGGGCAGUGUGUAUCCUCUUUGUUCCAAGAAACAGCCCCACAUCCAGAAUCUUUGGCACCACCUAUUCUCUGUUUCUGUGUUCAUCCCACAUGUAUGGGAUUUCCUCUCUAAGAAACUGAAUCGCCUUCAUAUGGCAAUGCUUUCCUGGAUUUCCUGGAUUUAUUUAUUUGUCAUGCCAACCUCCACACACCCGACCAGGAACAUGACAGACGUACCUGCUUAUGCGUGUGAACCAUCCAGUAGAGGGAUGGCGGACAGGUGCUUGGGUGUAGUGUGGUCAGUUGAGGGAUGGGUGGUCAGGUGGGGGGGAUGACUGGGUUGUGUGUGG